GAGCCAGCCGUUGCCUCACUCCAUAUUGGUACCACCAGAGCCAAAUCAAGAAUGGCAUACUAUUCAUCGAUGGAGGAAUUACCACCUAUGCUGAUCGAACGUAUGCCAAUGUAACAACCUGCUGGAUGUAAACUGCAGUAUUUACAUGUACCUCGUCACCGAUGUUACUACUUCGAAGCCCGCAAACCAUGACAAUAUCAACCAAACGGGUCCAUUCAUCACAGGUCCCAACAACUACGUCAUCACAGUUGAUAUGAGAACUUCGUGGGAUUGGAAAACCAACAUCAGUGAAGUGGCCUUGAACAAAUCGCUCGCCUUGAAAACGGCAAACUACGUCCCAGAUGUUCAAAUGGGCGCUCUUUUCCACGGCCCAGCAGACGACACUCAAGUCUACCUUGACGGGGGUGUGACACCGGACAUAAACACCUCUUUUACAGGCUGGCAGUCUCCCACUGCCAAGCAGUACAAUCUAUGGGGCUUCGAUACCGAGAGCCACGGUUGGACACAGUACGAUGUCGUUCUGGAUGCGCCGGAGAGGUCAAGUUGGGGUGCUUCUGCCGAAGCACCGGAACUUGGUCUUGCUUUUUACUUAAACGGCAUGGUCACCAACAUGUCUUCUGAUACAGAUAAAGGUGACAAUACUCCACCUACUAAUCUCGAAGGCAUGAUUGUUCUCGACCUCCAGAAUCAUACGGCUAAGAAUACAUCUACCGACAUCAUUACUGAAGAUGGCGGCCCGCGAAUCGGAGGGAGUAUGGUCUAUAUACCUCGCAUUGGCGACAUGGGAGUCUUGAUUUCGUUUGGUGGAGCGACAGGAACAAAAGACUCUCUACAGACAGGUUUCUUGAAAAAACACUUAAAAAUACGCAGGAGAUUAUCCGUGGGCUGAUUGGGUUUAUAUGGUACCCCCUACGCUGGCUUAUUGGGCUGUGCAGACGGGGGAUGAGGAGUUGACGAGCACGGCGGUUGAGCAGUGUGGUUUAUAUCGUGAUGUCCUUGCUGUGCCUGACGGGGAGGAGAGCGGGGGGUUGUGGCAUCAUAUCAUUGGGCCCGAGACGGAGGAUUUAGGGAUUUGAAGUACGGGGAAUGCGUG
Pseudomassariella vexata is the source of this 1093-nucleotide messenger RNA. RefSeq lists its product as uncharacterized. Bases 146 to 889 code for a protein of 247 amino acids. The record is from RefSeq and is a predicted model, not a curated record. The transcript is spliced from 4 exons. NCBI's taxonomy places the organism in Eukaryota, Fungi, Ascomycota, Sordariomycetes, Amphisphaeriales, Pseudomassariaceae.